AUGUCGACUUACGAGACCGCACAGACGCAGUACGUCUCUGUCAAAGGUGUCAAACAUGCCUACCGCCUUUUUGGACAGUCUUCUGGCACCCCUCUCUUCCUACACGUCCAUUUCCGAGGCAACAUGGACUGGUGGGAUCCCGCUUUUAUCAACCCUCUGGCCGCUGCUCGCCCAAUUCUACUAGUGGACAACACAGGCGUCGGUCUCAGCGAAGGCGAAGUCCCGACACGCUUUGUUGACUGGGCCACCGGCAUCCUGGACGUCGUCAACGCCCUAGGAAUCACAAAGCUCGAUGUCCUUGGAUUUUCCAUGGGCGGUUUCGUUGCGCAACUUAUGGCACUGCAAGCACCUGACCUCGUGCGACGACUGAUCGUCGGUGGCGCUGGGCCCUCGGCCGGUGAGGGUGUGGUGGCCAGUGACCCAAAGCACUUUGUCGAAGUUGCUAGCGCAAGCACCUUUGAUGAGUCCCACGCUGGCCUCAAGCACACAUUCUUCACUCAAUCGGAGAAGAAACAAGCCCUAGCUGAGGAGUGGAUCCAGCGCAUGGCGAACGCCCGUACGAAUCGCGCGCCUUUGCUGGGUGGUCAAGGUCUGCAAAACCAGAUUGCCACUGUUCAGCGGUUCUUCUCAGGUGAACACCCGGAAGAGGGAACUUAUGACCGACUCGAUCAGAUCAAGAUCCCCGUGUUGGUAGCCAACGGUAGUAAUGACUUACUCGUUGCGACAGAAAAUAGUAUAGUGCUGUGGAAGAGGUUGGUCAAUUCGGAUGCGCAGUUGCACUUGUAUGGGGACAGUGGGCAUGGCUUCUUGAACGAGUACCAUGAUCAAUUUUCUAGGCUGGUCAAUGAGUUCCUGAAUGAAUAG
Molecule: messenger RNA, 864 nt
Organism: Exophiala spinifera
Lineage: Eukaryota; Fungi; Ascomycota; Eurotiomycetes; Chaetothyriales; Herpotrichiellaceae
Exons: 1
Coding region: 1-864 (287 amino acids)
Source: RefSeq, a predicted model, not a curated record